AUGUCUGUUCAUCAAGCACAUAUCAAGAACGAAAAUAUCAAUCAUAUGGACAAUUUGUGGCUCAAUGAUCAUGGUAGUAAGGAGGUGGAAUUAAGACCACGAGAAGAGACCCAAGGUCAGGGCAUUCCGCAGGAUGGUGACGAUACGUCCCUCGCACCACCAGAUGGGGGCCUCUGGGCGUGGUUAUGUGUCGCUGGAGUCGUGGGAUCACAUCUAGCUAUACUGAACACCUGGGGUGUUAUAAACUCCUUUGGAGCCUUUCAGAGUCACUAUGUCCAGACUCUUAACCGUCCACCAUCAGACAUCGCCUGGAUCGGCUCCCUGGAGAUAUUCUUCCUCUUCUUCAUCGGGGCCUUCACCGGCCGUCUCACCGAUGCCGGCUACUUCCGUUAUGUAGCAAUAACAGGUUCGACCCUCAUCGUUUUGGGCACCAUGCUUGCAUCCAUCUGCACGCAAUACUGGCAGUUUAUCCUUACCCAGGGGAUUUGUAUGGGUCUUGGGAAUGGAUGUCUGUUCUGUCCUACUAUUGCCCUUGUUUCGACAUACUUUGAGAAGCGGAGAUCACUUGCUAUCGGCAUUGCAGCAUCGGGGAGUUGUACGGGCGGUAUAGUGUUCCCAGCUUUGGUUCGACAACUCCUACCGCGGAUAGGAUUUGGCUGGACGAUGCGAACUAUUGGAUUCAUGCAGGCUGGUACCAUGGUGAUCGCCUUGGUAAUGCUGAAGUCAAGACUACCGCCACGAAGAACAGGACCCAUGAUCGACUGGGUAGCUUUCAAAGAGCUUGAAUAUGUGUUUUACGCGGUUGGGUCUUUCAUGUGCUUCUGGGGUACUUACUUUGCCUUCUUCUUCCUCGCGACCUUCGCACGCGACAUUCAAGGAAUGUCUUACGCAGCUUCACUGGACCUUUUGAUGAUCAUCAAUGGCGUUGGUUUUCUCGGCAGGCUUUUCCCAAGUCAUCUUGCAGACAAAUAUGGAGCAAUGAAUAUGUACAUCUGCUGGGUGGCAGUCUGCAGUUUGUUGAUUUACGCUUGGGCCGGAGUGUCGUCCAAAGCUGGUCUAUACGUCUGGACAGUGGUAUGUGGCAUUGCCCUUGGUGGAAUUCCGUCACUAUUUCCUUCGGGACUGGCUUCUUUGACUAUGGAUCCAAGCAAACAGGGAAGUCGAAUAGGUAUGGUUUUCACGGUGGUCAGUUUUGGCUUUCUUACAGGCCCUUCUAUCGAAGGGGCUCUUAUAUCUGCACUGGAUGGACGGUAUAUCGCGGGGCAAGUGUUUGCUGGGACUAGUUUGGCUGUAAGCUUGGUUUUCAUCACUACUGCUAGAGAGAUUAAGAGAAGACGGAUGGGCUUGAAGGUCUGGGUUAAGAUUUGA
Messenger RNA from Fusarium sp. VM40, 1368 nucleotides. NCBI's taxonomy places the organism in Eukaryota, Fungi, Ascomycota, Sordariomycetes, Hypocreales, Nectriaceae. The record is from the annotation of a GenBank genome assembly.